Messenger RNA from Phytomonas sp. EM1, 7233 nucleotides. Lineage: Eukaryota; Euglenozoa; Kinetoplastea; Trypanosomatida; Trypanosomatidae. The record is from the annotation of a GenBank genome assembly.
AUGGAUAGCGUUGAAAAGGCGUUGUCUUGGUUUAGUGAGACUGAUCCUUUUCCGUUAGGGAAAUCAUCGUGUUUCCAAGAUAGGCCAGCCUCCUCAGCUGCCCCUGUUAAAAAUAGCCGUUUUGCGGCGAAUAGUAGUGCGUCUUUUAACAGUCCUCAAGGCGGUAAAAUUGGCUACCGAUCACGCUCUUCGCCAUCAUAUCGCGCUUCGAAAUCUCACGCGACUACAAAUAAUGGUAAAGACUGCAAUUCUCCCCAGGUGUCUCGCGCGUCAAGGCUGGCGGCAGCAAAGAACCCUCAAUUUCGAACAAAAAGUCAAAUAGGUAGGAAUAUCGAUCCUCCCGUGUUAGAGAUCGCUGACAUGAGUUCAACCACCUUUCUUGCGAGCGGGGCUCCUUCUUCAACUUCUCCAUCGCAUGAGCGUCUCACUUCACCCAUGGUCGUCUCUACGGACGUUGUCGAACCCUUUGUACCAAGCUCCAGGCAGCAAAACGUAGCUACAAGACGGCCGAGAAGUCAGCCUCGGGACCACCCCUCUGUGCUUUCUGGAUCGAAUACGUUGUUCCCGAAAGCACAGGCAAUGAUGCCGGUGGUGCACAUUCGAAUCAGGCCUCUAUUGUCCUCCAUGGGGGAGAGCAGCAGGCAUCGGCGUGUGUGGUUUCUUGAUCACGAAAACAUGGUAGUACGUGCGACUGCAUCUUUGUCAUCACCGCUUCCACAGUCUAAACAGGAGGGGUGCCUCCUGCCGCCACCAUCUCUUUCAAGCCUCAACGCGUUGGCCUCCUGCAACGCAAGCAGCGACCCCCCCAUAUGGAGCUUCUUUAAUCCAUUUGUGCCCUAUAGCCACUUGCAAGCCCACAACAGUCCAUCUAGUGAAGCUCACUUCCGUGGUCAGCCGCUGAACGGCAUCAUGAAUUUCCGAGCUGGGAGUGAGAGUAUGGGGAGGCUUUCUCCUACGUUGGAGUUGUCCACACCUACACAGCAAACCUUAGAUCCUUUCAAUCGGUCAAUAACGCCGUUUAGUAACACGUCCUUGGUACCUCCUUCUAUUCGAAUGGAGCAAGCAAAUACCCGUAGUGUCCACAGCCGUAGCCGUAGCCGUAACUUAGCAACCGGACGUCAGCCCAUCUCUGGGCGGUUGCAAGCAUCCUCGAUGGAGAUGCAUUCGGAUCCAUUACUCGAUCCUAAUCAGGGGAGAGGGGGAACACAUGCCAAACAUAGAAAAAGGGGUGGCUUUCCCCGCAAUGGUGCCGCGUCCGUCGCUGUCUCUAAGAAGCGAGAUAACUUGCCGACGGGCAACUUGCCCUCAUUGGGAGAGAACGCAAAGAAUAACGCCGAUAAGCAUUUUCGUUUUGAGUUUAUCUACGACGAGGACUCAACCCAAGAGGAAGUGUUUGAGGAGAGUAUCUUGCGGAUUGCCGACGAGGCAUUACUCGGUCGCAACGUCAGCAUUUUGUGCUAUGGGCCCACUGGAAGCGGCAAGACGUACACCAUGAUGGGCAACCACAACAGUAAAUUUUUCGGAACGAUAACACCGUCGUCAAAGUCUCAGAGGCAAAGGCAAGAGGAUAUUCUGUUGUCAUUUUCUCCCUAUAGAAGUCGUCAUGUUGACGAUAAUUCACACUGGAGUCAUUGCACUCGGGAUUCUAGAAGGGACCGAUCGAAAGGAUGGAAUGCAGGCUUCUGGAAUAAGAAAGAGCGAAUAUCAAACUCGCGAAUCAGUUCUAGCGAUCAAAAAUCAGCUCCUACAGGGCUGUCCACAUUAGCAACGGUUACAUUGAGAUCGGACAACACCCCUCUAGAUGCGAGUCAGGGUAGCUUGGGGCGUUUAUCUGAGGAAGAAUAUGGAGAGUUGAAUUCCUUUGACAACACGCAUCGGCGUUGGCCUCAGGAAUUCUUAAUGAAGGUGAGAAAUGACGGGCAUCCGAAGCCGGACAGCUGCAUAUCAGAGGAUAUGGGUAUUCUUCCUCGGUUGGUUUGCGUCCUACUCGAUCGCCGUGGUAAGGCGGUGAAAUAUUCCAAGGAGUAUAAUGGCGCUGCCGCUUCUCCUGACAAUAUUCGUCACACGAUGAAUCAGUCGGUGCAUGCUGGUGCAUUAUCUAAGUCGAACCCCCCGGAGCGCCGCACCGGAACCGUCUCGUUAACUCUACAGGACCUCACUUUCUACGGAAUUGAGCUGUAUGUCGAUGGGCUUUACGAUCUGAUGGAUCCCGGUAAGCGACCAAUCACUAACGUUAGCGAUACCGGUGGACUAGUGUCUCUGUGUAAGCAACUUGAUCAAGCACGUGAGGAGGCAGCCGCAGCUGCGUCUCGGCAGAAUGGCGGAUCGGGUGGGAAGAAGACGGGAGGAGGUAUUCCUAUCACGUCGCUUAUGGACCUCUCUCACGCGUAUCGCCUUGCUCGCCGAAACCGCAUCAUAUCUGUGCACGCCCGAAACGACACCAGUUCACGUUCUCAUGCGGUUUUCAUCAUCCAGGUAGGAUUUUCCCUUUGUGAAGAUGCGAUAGUGGCAAAGGAAGUUGGUGGAAGCGAUAAUGGUGUCAGCACUACAUCGGGAAUCACGGAUACCGGGGGCAAAAGUGCAGCACAGCGCCGAACUAUCACAUCUUACGUCGCGAUGGUUGAUCUUGCUGGAUGUGAGCGACUCAAAGUCACGCAGGUCAAGGGCCCCGCCUUGCGUGAAGCGCAGUACAUCAACAAGUCCCUUUCCGCACUAUCCUCCGUGGUGCUGGCGCUCUACCACCACUCAAAGCACGUGCCGUACCGGGACUCAAAAUUGACUCGAAUACUUCGGCCUUGUCUUGAGGGAGGUCGCGUUCUGGUUCUCGUGCACGUCUCACCUUGCUCGGGAUUGGAGACGUUCAACAGCCUCCGUUUUGCCGACCAGGUGCGGCACGCGAACUUUCAAGUCCAUCACCUCAACGAUGCCAUUAAAAAGCGCGGGUUAAUGGAUAUUUUUGAGGACAUCGUUGACCCGGAACAGGGCCGGUUGGAGCGCGCUUUCCAGCAGAUGCAGAAAUACUAUGAUUGCCUCUGUGCAGAGGUGCGGUUGGCGUACAUGACGUGUAUUGACCGCGUCGUCUCUAUAGCUAAUUGCACCGCUACAGCUUUUUCUCCGCUACGCGGCAUCUCCGCCCCUGCUGAAAACCCUUCUUCAGUACAUUCCCUUAGCUCAGAUUAUGGUGCGAGCGCUGGGCAUAGGAGUGAGUCUGCCGUGUGUCUAGUGCUGCCCUUGGCCCCGAGCCAGGCUGAUCUUCGUUUUUUCAGGGUGUAUUCGGCCGCCCACAAUUGUGUUGCUAGUCUUCGUGAGAGUGAAAAUAGCUGCCUAGAGCAGAUAAUCGCAAUGGUGAUGCAGGAGCGAGACCGGCGUAUCGAGUUGUCCCGAAAGAGAACGGAGCAGGAGAUCGCCUCCUUGCGCGUCUCGAUUGACGAACUCACCAGAGCCAAUGCAUCCCUUGCACAGGAGAAUAUGUCCCCACUUCCAAUGGAUUCGUAUUGCGAGGGUCUUCUGAAGGAAAUCAAAGCCCUCACCGAAGACUCUAGUGAGACUGAGAAAAUGAUUGCGGGACUCUUCUCGUGUGCAGCGGUCCUGCGACAGCGUCUCGCGGCGAUUGAUGAGAUUGAUCAUGGCAUAGAUGUUGAGUUAGCCGAAAUGGGAUGUGGGAAGUUGUCUGCUGACUCGGUGGCGAUAGGGCCGCUUGGUCAUAACCACGGAUUCUCAAUUAAUGGUAACAGCUCCUUGACACCGAUAACGUGCCAGGAUCCAGAGCUGCGCGAGAUUGCGCGUCAGCAAGUAAUUCUCUCUCGGGACUUAUCAUUGCUUCGACUCGAGAUUGCCAGCUUCAAGAUUGGAAACCACAUUUGGCAGGGGUUGUGGGCUCGCGCGAUGCGUCAGGAACUGCUCGUGGCUGUUAAUUUCGAGCUAGCACUCAUGGAGCACGUGCUGCUUGAUGGUGUGAUGAUGGAUGAUGUGCUUAGUAUGAAUGUUUUAUCAAGGAGUGAUACUCCUAGAAGAAAAAAGAUACGUUUCUCUGAAAAGGACCUGGGCGACAAGGCCAAGCAUACGAUUGCUCAGUUGCGCAAACGAUUGAACGAGUACCUCCACAAGCACCCUCAGCAGAGGCAACGCAUUAUGGGGGCAUCUACCAUUGAUGAUGACUAUGAUGAAAUAACUACAGAGGCUGAUUUGCUUGUCCUACAAGGGGAUGCUGCUGUAGGUGCAUCUUUGGAAGACCACCCACCAAAGACAGGUGUGCUCGAACUAGAAGUAUCCGACAUUCUCAACCCCCUAGCGCACCUUAACUUUCCUAGAGAAUCGUCCUGCCCUUCUGCUAGUGCGUCCCCAAUUUCCAUCAUACCCCCACAGGAAUUCGAGAAUUCCGAUCAACCGAUUCCACCACGCCUUAGUGGCACAUUUGGAUGCCAUUCUCGUGCGGACAGUCCUGCCGAUGAAUUCACACUAACACUGUUCAACAACUACGGCGACGAAAAGGCAUUGCAGCGUGUUAGCGUGCGCAAGUUGUUGGAGGAGGGUAUUGUUUGUGAGGCAUACUGCGUAAACGAACCCUUUAAUGUGGUCUACGAGAGAUUUUUGUCCCCGACAUCAACAGCAGGUCUGGCAGACUCAGUCUCUUCCACAACAACACCCGCUGUGGGGACUAGCACACAAACUUGCUUGCAAGGUGAUAGGAUUGACGUUAGUGACUCGAGUACAGACCCGCUCAAAGGCGAAGGCACCAAACCGAGUUCUUCAUUCAGGAGACUGGAAAGCGACAAGCGAAAUACAAAUACGAUGAGUGCUGCCACGCUGUCGCUGGGUAAGACGUCUUCGGAAAGCGCGACAAUGAAGGAUAGUAAGCAGGAUCAGUCAACAUCCGAUUCAGUGUCUAUGAGGGCGCGCUGGGGUCUCCUGAAGCUUGUGCGUCAUACUCGGUCCCGUAAAUCAGGUAGCCAGGCAAAGUCCAAUCGUAAAAAUCGCUAUAGCAAAACUUUAGGCGGCGAGGCGAAUGUAACCUAUUCGCUUGAUUUUGUUUACACCGAGGACGGCUUACCUCUCCCACCUCGGACUGUUGCGGCUUUAGCAUCGAACUCAGCACGACUUUCUAAUUUGGAAAAACUUGAUGACUCUCUGUCCUCAGCUACUGAUGCUCAUAGGGAGAUCAGAAGGCUCGCAUUAUCCGCGCAGGCUCGAUCAACUGCGGUACCUGUGCAUGAGCAUACUGAUGCUUCUCGCCAUGCACACAUCGCUAGUUCGUGUACACACACCUUAUCAAGAGAAAGUCACCUCUUCGCCAUCCCCCUUGAUGCACCAGAGUUAUUCCUUAAUGCGCACUUACUGGAGGCCGGCACGACGCGCACCAGCCCUGCACUUGGCUAUCCACAUGAACCCCUGAAUCAUCCUGAUGACACUCUACAGGUGGCAUUGGAGUUAAAUAGGCUGUCAUUUACCAACGGUGGGGUCGACUUGGAAGGUAAAGAUCAGCAGUUGCAGCAGAGGGAAACUCGAUCAUCGCAAGCUUCCUCUUCAUUAGGCCUUCCUCAUGAUGCAGAGCUUGAGGAUGGCAUGGCUCAGAUAACGUCCUCAGACGCCAGGCCCACGCAUGAUUCGUCCAUCGCCCUUCAAAUGUGUACAGUAAGACUUUCGAAUGACAAUGAACUUCUUCUCCCAUCUACAUGCGUUUCACUGAGCAAAUACACUUGCACCCUGCUGCUUCGCUUUCCAUCACCCUUUUAUUCUAAUAACACGCGUUUGGAAAGCGCAGAAGCGAUUAUUGCGGGGCUGUGCAGCCUCAUGCCGCACCCCUCUAUGCAUUAUGUUUCUGGAAAGGUAAACAGACUUGACUGUGCAAUGCAUCCCUUUAGCGAUACGCCGUCUUCAGCACGGACGCCGCCACCCUGUGAUACGACAAUUAGCGCUGGCGGUGUGAGCUCAGUUGUUCGCAGGUACGUUCACGUCCCCUACGCACUGCUGCUUUCGGGGAAAAUUCAGGAAGUUGAUUUUGCCUAUAAUGGCAACACUGUGAAUCUAGAAACGGAACGGGAUACCAUCAAAACGACACGCGUGCAGCGAGGGUGUUCACCAGAGCCGCGCCUAUUACGCUCUUUAGCCACACAUUGCUCUGGCAGUGGUAGUAGACCGCGCAGCGAGCGAAAAAAGUCGAAAGGUCGCACAAAUGCGGAUGUGGGUGCGAGCCCUGCGCAGGGGAAUGCUCCUGUACCUGUGGCAACGCUUCAGGUUUGGUUUCAUUUUCCUGAGUCGUCCGUCACGACCGAAUCGUCAGUGGUUUUGCCGGAGAACUUUGUGUCUCAUUCCAUCGCCAGCGCUUUUCGCACACUAGAGCAACUUCGUUCCGUCACCCUGGGUAGUCGGUCUGGCUAUGCCCUUCAUCAAUUGUCUCAUGGAGGAGUGGGGCUCAGAAAUGAGACUCGCUUGGUACUGCUUUUUCGGAAGCUGAAAAAUUUCCGACGUAAAGCUCGAGAUCUUAUCAAACAGCAGCUUUACGAGGCGGAGGACAUCGAAGACAGCAUUAACACAUCCCUUUCUAUGUACCCUUCGCAUGUAAGAGAAAUUCAACAUAAUGUGCGAGAAGCAAUAGGGUUUUUGGCUCCACCUCCAAGCAGUGUGAAUAUUGACCCCAUGUCCUCAGGCGUGGUUUAUCUGCCUGCUCCAGAUGCCAAAAGGCUGCCUCCUGCUGUUCCGAAUUUCCUGUUAAAUAGCUAUGUUGAUCCUUCCCGUCUUGCUUCACAUCAUGAGGUUUGUGUUAAACUGGGCCGCCAGCUGGGAAGCUCUUCGGUUCCAUGGACAAUCUGGCAAUGGGGGUUUCGCUGGGCUUCGCUUGGUCAUUUACGUCAAGAUCGAGUAUUUGCCCUGAAGGAGGGGCUAGAUGGUGUAAUGACGACUCCUCUAACUGAGACGCACAAAAGUGGCAGGAAAGGUGUACCAGCUAGUAGCCCCAUACCGUGCCCAAUCACAGGGACCACCAUCUCCACCGCCGUAAUGAUGAGUGGUACGAAUAGGUUUGCUGCUGGAUUUGACGCCUCUGGUCAAGGUCCUUUAUCCGACGACGGGACGCUAGCCUCCGAUCAGGAGGGCUUUGGCUUUGGGGCCAAUGAGGACUCUAUGGGUCAAACUUCUUCCUCUCUAUUGCAGGUGUGGCUUCCCGAACUUUGCUUCAGCCCCGUGCCACAGUUUUUGCUGUUUAAAGAAGAAAACACUUCAACACAACUGAGAUGA